Sinocyclocheilus grahami is the source of this 357-nucleotide messenger RNA. Its product is annotated as arf-GAP with coiled-coil, ANK repeat and PH domain-containing protein 3-like. Bases 1 to 357 code for a protein of 118 amino acids. The record is from RefSeq and is a predicted model, not a curated record. Gene Ontology annotation, molecular function: protein binding; GTPase activator activity. NCBI's taxonomy places the organism in Eukaryota, Metazoa, Chordata, Actinopteri, Cypriniformes, Cyprinidae. Gene Ontology annotation, cellular component: cytoplasm. The transcript has 4 exons.
AUGGCAAUACUGUGGGCGAAUAUCGAUGAAGUUGAGACUGAUGUUGUGGAAAUAGAAGCCAAGCUGGAUAAGCUGGUGAAGCUAUGCAGCGGGAUGAUCGAAGCGGGUCGUGUGUACAUCAGUGCCAAUAAACUCUUCGUCAACGGCAUUCGAGACCUGUCUCACCACUGCAAAAAGGAGGAGAUGAUCUCAGAAUGUCUUGAAAAGUGUGGCGAUAGCCUUCAGGAAAUCGUUAACUAUCACAUGGUAAGACACAUGUCCCUCAGGCUCGCUCUGCAUGGCCACAUGUCCCAUAACAAAACAUACAUGCACACGUUUCAGUCCGAGGUCAUAAUGAUUCAUCAUAUAUUACCGUAA